Saccostrea cuccullata (small rock oyster) is the source of this 1588-nucleotide messenger RNA. RefSeq lists its product as uncharacterized. The transcript is spliced from 4 exons. Lineage: Eukaryota; Metazoa; Mollusca; Bivalvia; Ostreida; Ostreidae. The coding region runs from base 25 to 1026 and encodes 333 amino acids. Gene Ontology annotation, biological process: signal transduction. The record is from RefSeq and is a predicted model, not a curated record. Gene Ontology annotation, molecular function: protein binding.
UUCAUGUACUGCAUGUCUUAACCCAUGGCAAGUAAACAGAAGAAAUCAAGCAUGAAGAAGGAAACGCGAUCAAAUUCUGCGAAAAUAUCAGCAUCGUUAAAAGAACAAUUAAUAAAUAAGGAAAAGUUAGAAGAAUUAACCAGCCAAAAUGAAGAUUUACAAAAGAUGAUCACAAGAUAUAAGGAGGAAAACAGUGAACUUAGAGACAAAGUGGAGUACCUUUCUAAAAGAAUUGUGGAGUACGGACAAAGCAAGGGAUAUGAGUUAUCUGAGAGUGAAAAAUCUAAGAUGCCACUGAAUGUAUCAGUAGAGAAUUUGAAUCAAAUAUUAAAUUUAAUUACAAACGGAGACAAACGUAAAAAGAAGGGACCCGUGGAAUUGAGAGUUGAGGAGCUUGAAACAAGAAUCACUCAUCUGAAUAUGGAACUUGCCAAGAUGGUACAAUUAAGGCUGAGUCUAGAAAAUGGCUUAGAGGAUAUAGAGUUUUGUGAGACGCUUGUAGAUGCUAAAACAAAGGCUAGGUUUUUGCUAUAUGAACUCCGAGGAAAUCGUCUCUUUUCCUGUUUGGAACAAGAAGAAGAUGAGAGUUAUGAUGUAACAACAAUCCCUCCAAAUGACGCUGACCAUCCAGUGUCAACAACAGUCCCUCCGCUGGACACACCCAGGCAGUCCUUAGUCAAGGAAUUCCAACCCGUCAGUCUGUCACCACCCCUGAAAAAGCUUGCUGGAGACACACAUAUCAAGAACAUGAACCCUGACCUCAAGAAGUAUAUCAUACAAAACCUCAGCAUGUACAAAGGAAAUGGUGCUGACUGGAGAAUGCUGGGAGAGAGGGUGGGGAUUCCUCUGGAGACCAUUCAGCAAUGGCGGCGCUGGAAGGUAGAGAAUCCGGCGGAGUAUGUGCUCCAGUCCUGGGGUCAGAGUGCGGGAGCCACCGUCCGCAUGCUUCAUCGCCAUCUCAUUUCACCACAGAUGAACUGCAUUAUUCUUGCCAAGCGCAUCAGUGACUUUUACUUGGUGGAGUAAAAGAAUAGGAUUGCCUUACUUAUAAUUGUUUAAACUGCCAUAUUUAUUUGUAUGCUCACAAACCAUGACUACUGCAACACAAUAGUGCACUAGUGAUUUUUUUUUUUUUUUAGAAAAAUUGCAAUAGCACAUAUUUUUUUUUAAACUUUGGUGCCAAUUUUUAUCUUGAUUGAAAAGUGAAUCAAAGGUUUUGGAUUAAUUAAUAUUUAUGUUACAUGUAACAGGUAUCUACAUAUCUUUCUGAUUUAAUAAUUUUUAUGCAUCGAUAUUUUGAUAUACCGGGUAUUUAUAAUUUAUUCAUAAUAUAGUAUUCAAACCCAUAAUCUAUAUAAAAGAGGUUGCUGUUUCCAAUUAAAGACAUGUUUAAAUUAACCCUGGUAUUUGUAAAAACAUUCAAACUCUAAAGAUGAUGCCAUAUUAUCUCAUUAUCUUCUUGACUUUAAAUGUUUUUUUCCCCCCAAAGAUCUUCACAUAGUGUAAUUUUUGUUGAAAGAGAAAAGUCAAUUUUUAAUCUUUUUAUUUUGUAAAUUUUAAUUAUAACACUGCAUGAAAAUCCUCUGAA